AACGUCAAAACUUGAGCUGUUGAAGAAUAAAAUUGCACUACCUGCAGAAAAACUAAAAUAUAUACGAGCGGAUGAACAUUGCGUGACAAAGAAAUACAAGCAAGCAAAGAUGAUAAGCAGAACAAAAAGGGAAAAAAAAAAAAGGAAUUGCUACCUAAAGAUGUGAUUCUUUCAGAAAAGUUAACAGCCAAGCUUACUUGAUUCUUUUCGUUUUCCACUUCGGUGUGCUUUCCUUUGAUGGGUCAUAUUGAUGAAUGAAUGCAGCAAAAAUUCUUUCCUACCAUCCCUCUUCUUCCUAUGUUAUAAAUUAAAUUAAGGCUCACCCUCACAUUCAUUUCAAAAAUCGUAGCCCUUUUCACCUUCACCUUUAGGACCAAAACAUAUUAGCAAUGGCUAGCAAGCCUCAUCACGAUGCAGAAGCCGACGCUAUAUCUCGAAAAGAGAAUCCGGAACGAUAUACUUUUAAACCCAGAGCAUUUAACAUUGUAUGGGGAAACGACAGUCGCUACUGGCGGAUUCCUCCUCGCUCAGCAUUAUCAUCAGCAUCAUCAUCGACAACGAGCAAUGUUGAAGAAUUUGCAGAACUGGUUCAGGUGUCGUGGCUUGAAGUAACCGGUUCAGUCCCACUAGAGGCUUCAACUAAUUAUCAAAUUACCUUCAAACUAAGCUUCAAAGGGGAUGCAUCUGGUUGGAGCGGGUCCCCAGUUUUCUUGAUGGCUAAGGUGGGGAAGAAGGGAAAGUACAAGUGGAAAAGGCUCAAGGAACUGGAAAACCUCCCCAGGCAACCCACUGAAGUUCCAAAUGAGCCAUUUGUUGUCGAAGUUCUUGGAAAUCCACCUGACAAAAGGCUUUAUUUCGGCUUGUACGAAGUGUGGACUGGCAAAUGGAAGAAAGGUUUGAGAGUUCACGAAGCAAUCGUCAAGAAAAAGACUUGAAACAAAUAUAUAUGUCAACUGAUCACUUCACUUCAAAUCCAAGCAUUAUUUUAAUGUUGUUAUAAUAUAUAUAUAUAUAUAUAUAUAUGUGCUUUAGGUGUGCGAUUGCUCUUAGUUUGUUUUACCCUGGAAGGGAAGGUCAUGAAUGAUUAAAUGGUUCUGAGAAGUGUAAGUUUCCUUUACUUGCUGGAAUAAUAAUGGCCACAUUACAGUUACUUUUUUCCACCAGUUUUGAUGGAUCAUAUGAAU
Messenger RNA from Durio zibethinus, 1184 nucleotides. RefSeq names its product protein PHLOEM PROTEIN 2-LIKE A9-like. The record is from RefSeq and is a predicted model, not a curated record. NCBI's taxonomy places the organism in Eukaryota, Viridiplantae, Streptophyta, Magnoliopsida, Malvales, Malvaceae.